CGAGAGUAAAAAAGUGACAUAAAUUUUCAGGAUAAAUUUAGUUUAACAAAAUGGCAGAGUUCGAAAAUGCGUUUUUGGAUGACAGGUUAACACUUUGCUAUCAGAAGCAAGAAGCAGCGCUUAACAGCUUAAGGAAGGUGUAUGGGGAUGGAUACGGAAAGCCGAAAAAGGGAUCCAUGUCUGAAAUAAGAGGACAAAAAUAUCAACAGUCUGUAAAUGAAGAAGUUGUGGAUCUGUGCAGAGUUAUAUCUUCGAGGGGCAAGAAGUAUAAGAAUGGCACCAGUUCUAUUUUGUUCGGAGACCUAUUUAAUGUUUACCAGAAGAUUUCAAAUAAAGUGGUAGGUGUCCUACACAGAGCUAGGAAAAACAGAUUGGUGCAUUUUGACGGUGAAACCUUGUGGCAGGGGGAGAACGAUGAAACUAAUGUUACUUUGCUCAGAAAUAUCCGAGAUAUUGAGGAGCACUACAAUAAAACAGGAGAGCUACUCUACAACUCAGAUGCAAACAAUAUUUUUGUCUUUAGGCAAGGAGAUAAAGGAGUGAAUACUAUAUGUGUCAAGAUAAACUACGGGGAAGAAAAGGAUCUUGAUUUUGAUACUUGUGAGGUUAUCCCUGCACCAGCACUUCCGGUAGUAGAGGAUACAGAUUUCCUGGUGGAAGAAACAACAGAAUAUUUCCAGGCUGAGAUGACCCCACUAAGAGUUGAGGAAUUUCAACCAAAGCCCCGAAAACCUCAACCUGUUAUCGACAUUAGAGUAUCUGGAGGAAUAAAACCUAGAUCUGACAGAGUAGUUCUAGAUUUUGGAUCAGAUAAUCUAGUUUCAAGUGCUGUUAUCUAGCUUCUACAGUGUACUUGAUGUUAUCUAGCUUCAAUAGUGAGCAUGCUGUUAUCUAGAUUCUACAGUACAGUGUGCAUGAUGUUAUCCAACCUCUACAGUACAGUUAUGAUGUUAUCUAGCUGCAGUUUUCUUGAAGUUAUCUAGCUUGUACAGCAAGCAUGCUGUUGUCUAGCUUGUACAGUGAGCAUGCUGUUAUCUAGCUUCUACAGAGUACAUGAUGUUAUCUAGAUUCUACAGUACAGUGUGCAUGAUGUUAUCCAACCUCUACAGUACAGUUAUGAUGUUAUCUAGCAGCAGUUUACUUAAAGUUAUCUAGCUUGUUCAAUAAGCAUGUUGUUAUCUAGCUUCUACAGUGUAGAUGAUGUUAUCUAGCUUCUACAGUAAGCAUACUGUUAACUAGCUUCUACAAUAAUCUUGCUGUUUUCUAGCUUCUACAGUGUAGAUGAUGUUAUCUAGCUUCUACAGUAAGCAUACUGUUAACUAGCUUCUACAAUAAUCAUGCUGUUUUCUAGCUUCUACAGUGUAGAUGAUGUUAUCUAGCUUCUACAGUGUACAUGAUGUUAUUUAAGUUCUACAGUGUGCAUAUGAUGUUAUCUAGAUUCUACGUUGUACAAACUGUUACCUAGCUUAAACAGUAACCAUGCUGUUAUCUAGAUUCUGCAGUAACCAUGCUGUUAUCUAGAUUCUAGAAUAGUCAUGCUGUUAUCUAGCACCUAGAGUGUACAAGCUGUUACAGUGCACUGUGCAUGAUGUUAUCUAGCUUCAUACAAUCUACACAAACAGUUCAUUGAAUUGUGAAUGUGUGAAAAUUCUUUCAUAAAUAAAUGCAGCUCUGUAAUUUAUUAAUGCGUAAUACGUAUAAAUGCAUACUUACAGUUUCGUUACCUAUGUAUACAUUUUUUUUAUUUGUACAUAAUGCAAAUGUUUAACAUACUAAAAGUACUUCUAUCUACGAACAUAUAUUUGUUGAAGUGUACAGCGUUGAAAAUUUACGUAUUUAAGUCCAUAUCAGGAUCAUGAAAAAUUACUACCUUAAUCUUUUUUUCUUUUUUUAAAUGAUCAUGUUCUAUGUACAUUAAUGUAAUUCUUAUACAAUUAUUUGAUGAAUUCGAGAAUAAAAACAAAUCCGGCCUUA
This is a messenger RNA of Eurytemora carolleeae, 1974 nucleotides long. RefSeq lists its product as uncharacterized. Gene Ontology annotation, biological process: positive regulation of Rho protein signal transduction. The coding region runs from base 51 to 839 and encodes 262 amino acids. The transcript has 13 exons. Gene Ontology annotation, molecular function: actin binding. Lineage: Eukaryota; Metazoa; Arthropoda; Copepoda; Calanoida; Temoridae. The record is from RefSeq and is a predicted model, not a curated record.